Molecule: messenger RNA, 412 nt
Organism: Homalodisca vitripennis (glassy-winged sharpshooter)
Lineage: Eukaryota; Metazoa; Arthropoda; Insecta; Hemiptera; Cicadellidae
Gene: mRpL15
Product: 39S ribosomal protein L15, mitochondrial
Exons: 2
Coding region: 19-345 (108 amino acids)
Source: RefSeq, a predicted model, not a curated record
GAUUUUUUUGUAUUUGAAAUGUGCUUUACUUGCCUUGAUGUAGGCGAAGCGAUACCACGACGAAUGUUGCCGCCUCAAGAUGCCAUCUUGUUCUACACAGGAGCAGAAACCAGAGGCUACUUGGCAGAUCCAGAAAAGGUGUCGUGGGAACGACUGGUUCUGGCACAGAAGUAUGGAUAUAAACUGCCUGUAAUAGAGGAGGACCCGGACUACAAGAUGUUGUCCGAGCGCAAGGAUCCUCGUCAGAUAUUCUACGGACUGGAGCCUGGCUGGGUGAUCUCACUCAAGGACAGGGCCAUACUGAGGCCCAAGGAUGAGGAGCUCAAACAGUUCUACAGGAGUUAGACAGCUUUGUGCUGACAGUGGUGUAUAUACAUGUGUAGUUAGCAAUAAUAAAGUUAUUUAAACUUGA